Platichthys flesus (European flounder) is the source of this 2342-nucleotide messenger RNA. RefSeq names its product cyclin dependent kinase inhibitor 1A (gene cdkn1a). Gene Ontology annotation, biological process: signal transduction by p53 class mediator; regulation of mitotic cell cycle. Lineage: Eukaryota; Metazoa; Chordata; Actinopteri; Pleuronectiformes; Pleuronectidae. Gene Ontology annotation, cellular component: nucleus. The record is from RefSeq and is a predicted model, not a curated record. Bases 246 to 761 code for a protein of 171 amino acids. The transcript is spliced from 3 exons. Gene Ontology annotation, molecular function: cyclin-dependent protein serine/threonine kinase inhibitor activity.
UGAACUUGUUCUGUUCUUGGAUGGUUUGACACUGCCCCCCAGUGUUGGCUCUGUGUGCCUGCAGGGAGUGUUCCGUCCUCAGGACUUGUCCCUACAUGUCUGUGAGAGAUUAUGUUCAGGCAUGUUACCAGUGAGUCACGUUAGAGGGUGCUGCCCUCUCCGUGCUUAUAAAGAGCUCGUAGGUAACACCAGUGUGAGACACAGAUCUUUAAACUUCACUGAGGACACUUACUUGAACUGGAAUCAUGUGUAGAAUCAUGGAUGCUCACAAGUGCAUCCUGAGCUCCGUGGGGAAGGGCCCCGCUCGACGGAACCUGUUCGGCCCUGUGGACCGAGAGCAGCUGCAGAGGGAUUACCAGGCAGCGUUGAGGAGAGGCCUGGAGGAGGCCUCAGGCCGCUGGGGGUUCGACUUCAUUUCCAACCAGCCCCUGGAGAGCAGCGGUUUCCAGUGGGAGGGCAUCCCAGGUACCGAGAUGCCACUGUUCUACAGGUCCUGUACGCUCGGCCUGGGUCAAACAGAAGGUCAGUGGUCAGCGGGGGUGAAAGUAGCCACCAAGAGAGCGAGGGUGGAGCCACCCCAGAAUGAGGAGAAGGAGAACAUCCCGGAUUCGCCAAGCACGUGUGAACUCAACCUGCAGAACUUUGAGAAAACACCAGAGAUAGGAGAGAACGCCGGGGCUAAGAGGAAACAGACCAACCUCACAGAUUUCUAUCAGGCCAAACGAAGGAUGGUUUGGAUGCCGCGCAAAUCUGGCGAGUGAAUUUCAAUGCGGUGUAUUAUUCCAGGAGAACUACACAGACAGUACCAGUCUCAGGAAUACUACGUUCUGCACCGACUCUGCACAGUUGCUCACUGGGAGGUCUUGAACUCAGUGAAUCGCCAAGAAAACAGAAGGGACCUCAGCUACACAUGAUCACUAUCAGAUUAAAUUAGGGCACUGUAUUCUCUGGGGUGGUUGGUGUUUUUCCCAGUAGGAGGAAUGGGACAUUUGAGUGGAGAAGAUUAACCGUAAUCUCUCGAAUCAGUGGAUUUAUCCUCAUUUGGAUCAAGGGGAUGCCAAAGUGCAGACUGACGUUUCCUACUGUACAUUCCACAGGGCUGUGAAACGCAGUCACUUCUCAGUUUCAGAGGAAAUGUGAGCCUCUGGAACCGCGGAGCUGUGACGACUGAGCAUAUCACUGUACGCACUUGAAAAGGAUGUUAUGUGGGUGAACCUCAUUUAGUGUCAUAAGGAGUGGUUGAGAACUGUAGAGAAUGGAUGAAGCCCUCCAGCUCCAUAUUUUGAAUCCACUGUUUUUCUACAAUUUCCUGAUGUGUAUUAUGGGGACCAAGGAGUCUUCUAUUCUUCUUUUUACAAGAACAUUCUGUCCAAAGUGUAUUUGACUUUAUAUAUCUAAGUGUUCAAUCCUGAUUUGCUUUUCUUCCAUCAUGCAUUCCGAGGAAAAUGCUUGAAGAAUAAUGAUAUCCUGAACGUCGCUUUGCUGAGAUGAUACAAAGACAGAAGGUCCAUCACUUCCUCUUCCAUCCACUGUAUGUUGAUUGAUUUUCAAGUUGUAUUUGUAGGUCCCAGUCCAGACUCUGACAUGUGUACAGCACCAGAUCAAUGUAGGUCAUCUUCGGUAACACCAUUCAUUAGAGCACGUAAAAUAACACUUAUAUUUAGGUUUUAUUUAGUUAUAUAUAUAUAUAUAUAUAUAUAUAUAUCAGAUAUUUUUAAGUAGAGUUUAAUACAGCACUGAAUCAUAAACACUGCAGUAUUGCACAACAUCUGAUAGGUGGCGUGUCCACAGCCCCCAGAGACGAAUGCCUCUUCUCUGUUUGAUUUGGUAUUUAAACCUCCAUAAGAACCAAUCAGAAGAAAGUGUUCUCAGAAGUAGGUAUAUUAUUUUACUAAGCUAAAGCUCUAUUCUUUUCCAUUUGGAAGCUCAGUGCAAUUUUACAGACAAUAUAUUAUCUGCCUCAAAAACAAAUACUAUGGUUUUUCUUUUCUGCAUAACUUUUAUGUCAGAUGUUUGAAAGACCCUGCUGCUAUGGGUGAUCUGAAUAGGGUGUCAUACAAGGUCACUGUAACACAAAUUGACGGCUUUCAAAUGUUUGCCACAAAAAAAAAAGAGGAAGAAAAGGCCACACAAAAAUCUGCUUUACCCCGAACAAUGAACGCACUUCCGUUCUUAGACACUUUCCCACAGGUCCUAAGUAUUUUUUUAUGUUUAUUGCUUCAAAUGAAAAAGAUCUAUCCUUAUUUAUUGUGAGAUACAGUACUUUGCCUUUGAGUUAUUUUGGUUUUUGUUUUGAAUUUUUAUGAGAAUCCCAAAUUCCAAUAAAAAGGCCUGAAGUAAAA